GCGCAGCCAUCUUGAACCGUGAAGCAGCGACGGCGGAGAAAGAGCGAAAAAAAGGAGAGAAGAGAAGAAAAACCACCGAAUAACCGACGACCGGAGCAGAACCGAACCGAGCCGAACCCUCCGCCACAGCCGCGGGUCUGUGAACCAGUGAAGGCAGAAGCAGCGGAGGACGCCCCGGGACUACAGCCGCCUCGGAGCCUCGGACAGCGGACCGACGAGUCAGGAAGAGCCGCCUCAGCUUCAGCCGCAGGAAGAGCGAACCGGAGCCGCCUGGAGCCCGACCGGAGCCGACCGGAGCCAUGAACCCCGAAUAUGACUACCUGUUCAAGCUGCUGCUCAUCGGAGACUCUGGAGUAGGAAAGUCUUGUCUGCUGCUGCGCUUUGCAGACGACACCUACACAGAGAGCUACAUCAGCACCAUCGGAGUGGACUUCAAGAUCCGAACCAUCGAGCUGGACGGGAAGACCAUCAAGCUGCAGAUUUGGGACACUGCUGGACAGGAGCGGUUUCGAACCAUCACCUCCAGCUACUACCGCGGAGCCCACGGCAUCAUCGUGGUGUACGACGUGACCGAUCAGGAGUCCUACAACAACGUGAAGCAGUGGCUGCAGGAGAUCGACCGCUACGCCAGCGAGAACGUCAACAAGCUGCUGGUGGGGAACAAGUGCGACCUGACCACCAAGAAGGUGGUGGACUACACCACCGCCAAGGAGUUUGCAGACUCCCUGGCCAUCCCCUUCCUGGAGACCAGCGCUAAGAACGCCACCAACGUGGAGCAGGCCUUCAUGACCAUGGCGGCGGAGAUCAAGAAGCGCAUGGGCCCCGGCGCCACGGCGGGCGGAGACAAGCCCAACCUCAAGAUCGAGAGCACCCCCGUCAGGCAGUCCGGGGGCGGCUGCUGCUAGAGCCCCACGCCACCCCCGUCAGGCCCACACAGAUCCAACCCCUCCCCACACACACACACACACACACACACACACACACACACACACACACACAGCCUCCCCUCCAUCAGCCAGGGCUGGAGGACACUGGAGCAGCUCCCACAGUACGGUUGAGACUCUUCACAGGGUUGGUGGGGGCAGGAGGGGGUAAGAGGGGGCGGGGCAGGGUGGAGGGGGGGCGGGGCAGGGUGGAGGGGGGGGCGGGGCUUUCUCUUUCUCUCACCAGAGCUGAGGGGACGGGGGCGUAGGGACGGGACUGGUUUGGGUUUAGAGCAGAAUGAAGGCUGAGGAAGAUUAGGUUUGCACACACACUCACAUGUACACACACUCACACACACUCACACACAUGGGCACACACACACACACACACACACUCUCUCUCUCUCUCUCUCUCUCUGAGGAAGCUGAGCUUUUGCAGUGUGUCUGCAUUUCAAGCAGCUGCUGUCAGUGACGGUUAGCUUGGAGCAGCUCUCAUUCCUCUGACAAGAAGAAGAAGAAGACGACCCUCUCUCCACCCUCCACUCCUCCACCCUCCACUCCUCCACCCUCCACCCUCCUCCAGCCUGAAGCAGCCGGCGGCUCAGCAGGAUUCCUGCUCGGCAGGCCGGGCUGCAUUACAGCUCCUGAGGACGGCUUCCUGUCUGAUUCCGGGACGGACGCUCAUCUCAUGCAAUAAACAGCGGGCGUCUGGUUCGAUUCCCUCCUGCAGCUCUGUCUGAACAGUGAGGACUCGCCCGCGCAGUGGACGGGCUCGUCGGGUCACGUGAUGUCCACCUGCAGCAUCUGGACCUGCAGGCUUUCCUCAGAGGUCAGAGGUCGUCUGGGUUCACCGGGUCCGAGAGAAGGAGAAACUGUCCUCCGGACUCCUGCGAACUUCAGCCCGGAGGUUUUAUCACGUUUUAACGUUGUUAGCGCUCAGAGGAGUGUGUGUGUGUGAGGAGAGAGUGUGUGUGUGUGUGUGUGUGUCACUCAGCGCUGAGCGGACGCCAGUGUUUUACUGUCAGGGUUUUUUUAAACCUUUUACUGGUUCUAGACGAGAUGUUUCCUGGUGGAGCUGCGGGGCGGGGCUGAUGUGGGAGGAGUGUGUUGUGGUGUGGUGUGUGGGCUGUUCGGGGGUCCUGCUGUGUCUCAUGGUGGGGGGGGGGGCUGGAGGGUCUGGGGGGUCUGGAGGUUCAGGGACUGACUGGUCUUCACCGGAUAUGAAUUCCCAAACUCAAACCUCC
Molecule: messenger RNA, 2167 nt
Organism: Salarias fasciatus (jewelled blenny)
Lineage: Eukaryota; Metazoa; Chordata; Actinopteri; Blenniiformes; Blenniidae
Gene: rab1ba
Product: zRAB1B, member RAS oncogene family a
Exons: 6
Coding region: 300-905 (201 amino acids)
Molecular function (GO): GTP binding; GTPase activity
Source: RefSeq, a predicted model, not a curated record